Molecule: messenger RNA, 945 nt
Organism: Populus trichocarpa (black cottonwood)
Lineage: Eukaryota; Viridiplantae; Streptophyta; Magnoliopsida; Malpighiales; Salicaceae
Product: phenolic glucoside malonyltransferase 1
Exons: 3
Coding region: 1-945 (314 amino acids)
Source: RefSeq, a predicted model, not a curated record
AUGACUUCUGCCCACCAAGUAAAGAUACUGGACGUCCACCAUGUCACCCCAUUCUUUACGCCACCCGAGUUUGCGACGGAGUUAUCACUCCCACUCACCUUCUUUGAUAUUAUGUGGUUGAAACUCCAACCGGUUGGAUACAUAUUCUUUUAUAAACUCACCGAGUCAACACCAGCUUUCUUCAAUUCAGUAAUCCUUCCCAAACUCAAACAUUCUCUCUCUCAUACUCUCAUUCACUUCCUCCCUCUUGCUGGCAACAUCACUUGGCCUCCACAAGCCACCACACCCAUAAUUCUAUACACUCCAAAUGAUGCUAUUCAACUCACGGUUGCUGAGUCUAAUGCUGAUUUUGAUCAUCUCUCAGGCAAUGACAUCCGUGAAGCUAUGAAGUCACAUCUUUAUCUACCUGAGUUGCCUGUCACGGACGCAAAAGCUACAGCUAUGACUAUGCAAAUAACAUUGUUUCCCAAUCAAGGCUUUUGCCUCGUCCACAUGUCCAGUUUUGUUCUCCUCUACGCAUAUGUGGUGAUUUGUAUAGUUAAGUCAAAGGGGUUAGAACAAAAUAGAAAGGUUGUUUUUGGGUUCCUUGCAGACUGUAGAGCUCGUUUAGACCCUCCAAUACAUGACAAAUAUUUUGGUAACUGUCUUUAUUCCUUCGCUGUAGAUACGGAAGCAAGAGCUCUUUUAGAGGAGAAUGGGUUUGCCUGGGCAGUAGAAAGACUGACUGCAUUACUUCUUGGUGUUGCUGGGUCAACUCACUAUGAUGUUUAUGGAACUGAUCUUGGGUGGGGGAGGCCAGAAAAGGUAGAGAUUACUUCCAUAGAUCAGACCGCAGCGAUUUCUAUGACAAAGUGCAAGAAUGGAAGUGGAGUCGAGUUUGCUUUAGUUUUGGAGAAGAAUGAAAUGGAGAAAUUUAUGUCUCUGUUUGUUGAUGGUGUUAUUUAA